GGAAGCGACUCCUCUCGUCACAUUUUUAUUGGAAAUGGGGUUUGCUCACAAAAAACAUACCGGAAUGUUUGCACUUUUGUCCUGUAUUACUUACUGCCUGAGUGGAGCAUAUGGAAACGAUAACUGUGAUGGCCAUCUUGUCUCGGGUCUGCCUCAGGCUUCAUUCAACAGCUCAUCACAGUUGUCCAGCAUACAUGGGCCUGGAUUCGCCAAGCUUAACAGAAGAGACGGUGCGGGCGGAUGGUCCCCACUGGAGUCGAACAAAUAUCAAUGGCUUCAAAUUGAUUUUGGCCAAAGGACUGAUAUAAGAGCUAUCGCUACUCAGGGGAGGUAUGGCAGCUCAGACUGGGUCACCAGUUACCUCCUGAUGUUCAGCGACUCCAGCAGGAACUGGAAACAGUAUCGCCAAGAGGGAAGCACUUGGGGUUUCGUGGGAAACUCGAAUGCCGACAGCGUUGUCCAGUACAGGCUGCAGCAGCCGGUGAUAGCCCGAUUCCUCCGCUUCGCCCCCCUUCAGUGGAACCCAAAUGGAAGGAUUGGCCUGAGGGUGGAGGUCUACGGGUGCUCUUACAAGUCUGAUGUGGCAAGUUUUGAUGGCAGCAGCUCAUUGCUCUACAGGUUCAAUCAAAAGGCAAGUCAAACAACCAAAGAUGUUAUUUCCGUGAAGUUCAAAACAGUACAGAACUCUGGCAUCAUCGUACACGGCCGUGGACAACAUGGAGACAUCUUAACACUGGAGUUACUGGAUGGGAAACUUCGGCUAAAAAUAGGGAAAAAAUCAUCAAGCGACUCUUCUGUGGUGCUCCUGGGCAGUCUGCUGGAUGACCAGCACUGGCACUAUGUGGCUAUUGAGUACAUUGAAAAAAGCAUCAAUUUUACUGUGGACAGGAUCACUCAUCAAUUUGAAAUCAAGGGGGACUCCACUGACUCUGACACAAGCAAUGAGCUCAGCUUCGGAGGUGCCCCAGACUACGGGAAGUUAGAAACAUUUUCCGGGAGAAAUUUCCAAGGGUGUCUGGAGAACUUGCUCUACAAUGAUGUAAAUGUCAUUGACUUCGCCAAACAGAAUAAUCAGGUGUCUGUCAGGGGGAAUGUGACCUUUGCUUGUUCUGAGCCACCCAAUGUGCCAGUGACGUUCAUGGGAACUAAAAGCUACCUCCAGUUAUCAGCGGAGCCGGAUAAAGGUGGCCUGUCUGUCAGCCUGCAGUUCAGAACGUGGGACAAGGAGGGACUGCUAAUAACUACAGAACUGCACCAGAAUUCGGGAACAUUGUGGCUGUACAUCAGAGAGGGUAAAAUCAGGUUACAAAUAGACAAGGCUGGAAGAAUUGUGGCAGAACUCACAGCAGGAUCUAAUUUAAAUGACGGUCAGUGGCAUUCUGUGGAUUUCAAUGCAGUGAGAGGCCUGGUACGUGUAACAGUGGACCGGGAUAUUGCACACGCCAAUUCCCCCUUCCAUGUUUCUUCUGGAAACAAUUACUUUUUUGGUGGUUGCCCUGAGCAAAUACAUAAGGCAGAAUGCAGAAACCCCUAUGCCAUUUUUCAAGGAUGCAUGAGACUUAUCAGUAUUGGGAACAAUGUUGUAGAUCUGACCAAAGUGCAACAAACUUUCAUUGGAAACUUCAGUGAUUUACAAAUGGACACAUGUGGAAUCAUUGAUAGGUGCUUGCCUAAUUACUGUGAGCAUAAAGGAAGGUGCUCGCAGACCUGGAACAUGUUCAGCUGCAACUGCUCCGACAGCGGCUACACUGGAGCGACCUGUCACAGCUCCGUUUACGAGCAGUCAUGCGAAGCGUACAAACACAGAGGAAACACGUCGGGCUUUUAUCACGUGGACGCGGAUGGAAGCGGCCCCCUCGGCCCACGGCUGGUCUUCUGCAACAUGACAGAUAAAGCCUGGACAGUGAUACAACACAACAACACUGAACUUAUCCAAUUAAAAUCUUACAAAGGAACAAAUCAUCGCUCUGCCUGCUUUAAUUAUACCGUCAACACUAAAGAGCUUGGGGCAAUAAUAAAUCAAGCGGAACAUUGCGAGCAGAGGUUCACGUAUUACUGCAAACAGCCAUUGCUCUUAAACUCUCCUGAUGGAGCCCAGUUCAGCUGGUGGGUGGGAAGGAGGGAUAAAGCGCAGAUGCACUGGAGUGGAGGGGGGUCCGUGACGCAGACCUGCUCCUGUGGCCUGCGGGAGACCUGUGUACACCCGGACCAGGACUGCACCUGUGACCCGGACGGAAAAGAGCGGACAAAUGAUUCAGGCCUUCUGUCUUUUAAAGACCAUUUGCCCAUCACUGAAAUCGCUUUUGGUGAUUUGAGCCGGGCAGGCUCUGAGGCAGCUUUCAAAGUUGGACAUCUACAGUGCCAUGGCGAUAAGAACUUUUGGAAUUCAGCUUUUUUCAACAAAGAGACAUCGUAUCUGCAUUUUCCUACAUUCCACGGGGAGCUGAGUGCUGAUAUAUCAUUUUUGUUCAAGACCACUGCCUCAUCUGGUGUUUUUCUGGAAAAUCUUGGAAUUAAAGAUUUCAUCCGGAUUGAGCUCAGCUCGCAGAAUGAAGUGCUAUUCUCAUAUGACGUGGGAAACGGUCCUUUCGAGAUGAGAGUGGAGACACGCACCCCGCUGAACGACAACCAGUGGCACCACGUGAAGGCCGAGAGGAACCUGAAGGAGGCUUCGCUUCGAGUGGACCAAUUACCGAGCAGCUCCCAGGAGGCUCCCAUAGACGGACACAUCCACCUGCAGCUCAACAGCCAAUUAUUUGUGGGAGGCACCGCCUCCAGACAGAAAGGUUUCUUGGGGUGCAUUCGGUCUCUGCAGCUAAAUGGGGUGACUCUGGAUCUUGAAGAACGGGCCAGGAUCACUCCCGGAGUCAGCCCGGGUUGCCCCGGUCACUGCAGCACUUACGGGAGCCUGUGUCAAAAUGGCGGCAAAUGCAUGGAGAAGUACGCUGGGUUUUCCUGUGAUUGUAGCGCGUCUGCCUUCACAGGCCCGUUCUGCACAACAGAGGUCUCUGGUUAUUUUGAACCGGGAACAUCCGUGACGUAUUAUUUAAAGGAGCUGAACGAGAACUCGAGCGCUCAGCCGGCCGCGGAGAUGAACCUCCGAGGCGAGAGCGUUAGCUUCAGCUUCCGCACCACCCAGUCGCCGGCUCUGCUGCUGUACGUCAGCUCCGACCACAGGGAGUACAUCGCUGCUCUACUCAACAGAUACGGUCACUUGAAUGUCAUAUACAAGCUGCAAGAUGACCAAGAUGCUGAGGUGUUUCAGAUAAGCCAGAGAAACAUGGCAAAUGGACUGCUCCACACAGUGAAUAUUGGGAGAGAAUCAGAAAUCCUCACUGUUCAGAUUGACCAGUUCCCAGCUGAAGAAUUCACAGUAAUAUCUGAUGUAGAACUCAAUUCUAUCAAGUCUAUUGUUCUUGGGAAGAUUCUGGACGCUGUCGAGCUGGACCCGGCCGUUUCCAGGAUCAAUGUUCUGGGCUUCAGUGGGUGCAUAUCAGCGGUCCGCUUCAACAGCCUGGCUCCCCUGAAGACGGCUUUGCUGCGCCCCGCUGCCGGCAACGUUGCCGUGGUAGGACAGCUGAGGGAGUCCCACUGCGGUUCCCCCAAUCCCUUUGAUAUCAACACCAUAAGGUCACUCUCAGAUCAUUCUGGUACAAAAAAUAUCGGUGAGCCAAUAGUUGAUGCGAUAAGGAGUGAAUCUGCUCUUAUAGGAGGUGUCAUUGCAGUGACGAUAUUUGUCCUUAUCUGUGCUUUGGCGAUAAUGGUGAGGUUUUUGUACCGAAUAAAGGAGUCCUUUCAGAGCAGGAGCAGGAAAGGUGUGAAGGCUGACGCUAGCGCUCGUUCUACUUUCAACAACGAUCCAAACCCACGGAACAUACUGAGCGAAACCCAGAAGGAAUAUUUCAUAUGAUCAGCUCCGUCCCUUCCUCCUGGAUCAACCGAACUAUCAAGGCCAAGUGCAGAUGUUAAAGUGACAUUCCACAACUUUUUGGUUUUCAGUUUCCAUCAUUAUAACAGCAGCUUGCAUCUUUUGUCUCAUGUGAAUCGGUUCUACAUUUGUAAACAACAGUGUGAAAUAAGUAUGCCAAUUUUGUCUCAUUGACGAGGUGCAGUGUUAAGAAUUAUAUUUUUUUUUUUUAGGCUUGUCAUAUUGUCAGGUAGCCCCUAACCGUUUAAUAUGUGUUCCUCUGGAAAAGUCAAUGGGCCUCAUUCAGAAAUCUUUUCUUAAAUUCUUCUUACUUUUGUUCUUAAAAAAAAAAAACAUUGCGCAGAUCUUCAUUUUGAGUGUAUCUCAGGUGUAUUCAGAUGGCGGAUGCUGAUUGUUGGUAAGUUAGAUACACGUGCCUAUUCGGGUGGUUAGCCGAAGGAUACAGCCUUUCUGUACCAUAAAAGGCAUGUCAGUUUCAGGUUCCUGUGGAAGCAUAUUCAGGGUUUUCUGUGAGCGUAUCAGUGCAGUCCCUAAAGACUGAUUCUCUAACCAAGGUACAGUGCAGUUAGCCAAGUAGGCCAACAGCAGCAAACACGCCCUGCUACUGUAAAUGUUGAGUUUGACUGCACACUUGUGGGGUGUUAUAUCCUCAUCAGUCCUCAUCAUCAGUUACUUUUUAAUCCAUAAACAAAAUGAAUUGCAACUGUUCUCAACGAGGUUAUUAUUGCAAACCAAGAAGAAAACUAAGUGAAAACGAGGUGUGAAAAAAACAUUGUUGUAAUCUCGCGGUUGUAAUACCGGCGAAUUAAAAUUAAACAAAUUUAAAUAAAAAUGAAUAAAAACAUGUAGUGUAGUCAAAAUCAAUAUUGUCAAUUUGAGGUAUGUAACUGAAAUUGACUGAAUAAAUACUAAACCAUUCUAAAUAGAAACCUCUUGUGCAUAUUGUAUAUGCCUUUACACUUCUUUGCAAACACACAUCGCUUCUGAUCGUACCAAAGAACAGAUUCAGAUAGAUGUCGGUAGAAAAGUUCAACAAUCCUGAUCUUACAUGUUUCUUGAAUGAGGCUCAAUGUCUUUCAUGCGCACAAGAGAACUGAUGAAAAUGCAUCCAUUUUGUGGUAUAGGCCUCUUUGCAGAAGAAGUCAUGACAAUGCUGACAUCCUGUGAUCCUGUCACUCAAAAUGUAAGGGGGUGGGGGACACAUUGUUCAAGGGGGACAUCGUCCCUUUCCCCAGGAAAUCACAUAUUUGAUCAGAGAGCCCAGACACCACUUCAAUGUGAGAGAAACAAUAUCAGUCAAAGCCUCAAUUAACAUUUGUCUUGACUUCCAAAGAAAUAGAUAUAGUUAUUUUUCAAUAUAAGCACAUUGGUGAUAGCUCACCCAAUUGUAUAUGGGGAGAAAAGAGUCAAAGUUGUGAAUGCACCCCUAGACUAAGGCUCAAAUUUCUGUCUAGCCAUUGUAUAUACUAGACUUAACGGAAUACAACAUGAAGCAAAUGUUAUGUAUUGCUGCAUUAUAUUUAUUUGCUCAUUUUAGUGUUAGCCAAAACUAUACUAGUAUAUGUUGAGAAUAUAUUGAUUCGAAGUAGUGAGAAAUUUGCUGAAAUUAACUUAAAUUAGAGAGUGUGAUUUUGAAUUUGGCCCCAUCUCUUUUAAGCAAGAUAAGUUGAGUUGACGGGCAAUUAUUCUUGACAGGUGUUAUUCUUUUAUUUGGUGAAGUACUCCUUUAAAGCUUAUAUCUGGGAACAAUUAAUUUGAUUGUAAAUGACAUAUUAAGACAUUAAGUGACGGUAACCAGUGCUUCAUUGAACUGUAUUAAGUCUUCAUUUUGUAUUUCAAUCAUGUACAAUAGAAUGAUAUAUAAAAUGUGGUGAUAAUGUCAUUGGUGGAAUAUAAAUAUUCUGUAAAAUGUAAAAUGGUCACUUUUCAACACUUCAUCUGAUGUUCCCUCUGUCUAGCCUGCUGUACAUAAAAACGUCAUUUUCAUUGCAUACAGUACCAGGUCUGAGCCUCCUUGAGCAUUUAUAGAGCUGAUGUCAAAUAAUUCUACAUUUAUACAUGCAAAAAGAAAAGUAUGACAUUUGUGACAUUACCUCAUGGCAUGUAUAUAACAGAGCAGCUUUGAAACUAAUGAUGUACACAUUAAUAUUACUUUGGACCAUAUGGUUGUUCAUGUCCUUGGCUGGUAUACAUUUACUGCAGGUAUAUGACAGUGCAGUUUAGACGCUGUGCCUAGGAUCCUCAAAAUUUAUGUGAAGGCAAGCCGGCUGCUAGGGGCUGUAUUGCAUUGGGAGCCUUUAAAGUAAUUACAUUAUUAUCAUUAUGGGUUGUUAUGACAUUAACUGUACGUGAUGUGACAUACUGCUGUAGCCUAUGACGAUAGCUUUAUAGUGACAGUUUUAUAUUUCGAUGACAUAGUGUGUACCGUUGCAUGCCGUGUAACACUGAAAUCAGUUCACAUAAGCUAUUAUAAUAGUGUCACUUAGGCUUCAAAGAGGGGAUGUGAUAUAAAGUGUGGCCAUUAAAGUACUGUCUGUAUGAUAACCAA
This is a messenger RNA of Conger conger (European conger), 6476 nucleotides long. RefSeq names its product contactin-associated protein-like 5. The record is from RefSeq and is a predicted model, not a curated record. Bases 35 to 3910 code for a protein of 1291 amino acids. The transcript is spliced from 24 exons. NCBI's taxonomy places the organism in Eukaryota, Metazoa, Chordata, Actinopteri, Anguilliformes, Congridae.